Molecule: messenger RNA, 1449 nt
Organism: Wallemia ichthyophaga EXF-994
Lineage: Eukaryota; Fungi; Basidiomycota; Wallemiomycetes; Wallemiales; Wallemiaceae
Product: Peroxisome biosis protein 19-1
Exons: 5
Coding region: 1-1449 (482 amino acids)
Biological process (GO): protein import into peroxisome membrane
Cellular component (GO): peroxisomal membrane; peroxisome
Source: RefSeq, a predicted model, not a curated record
AUGCCGCAAGGAGAAGUGGACGAGUUUGAUGGCAUUUUAGAUGAAUUUGAGGAUAAGGAAGGUGGAAGUCAAGGGGAUUUCAAUAAAGCUAUACAAGACACGCUUAAUAAUUUAAAUCUAAACGACUCAAAUGACGCAACUGACGAAAGCGACGAGAAUCUUGAUGAAAUACUUGAAUCGGUUAUGGGCGAAUUACUUAGUAAAGAUGUCCUUUAUGAACCUUUGAAGGAAUUAUCUUCAAAAUACCCAGAAUACCUUGAACAAAAUAAACCUCCAAAGUUGAAACAUGAAGAUUUUGAAAACUACUCUAAGCAAUUUGGAUACGUGAAAGAUAUCCUCAAGGUAUUUGAUAAUGAUGGCAAGGAUGGCAAGGAUAGCAAUGACAGUAAGGCCACAGAUAAGUCAAAUGUACUUGAUUUAAUGACAAAGAUUCAAGAGUGUGGAUCUCCACCCAAAGAAAUUAUUGGUGACUUUGAUAGCAAUAAUCUAUUCAAUGAAUACUCAAUCCAACUUGAACCAACAACGUCAUCAAGCUCAGCUGAAAUGCCGUUAGUCAAUCAUCCAAUGCCAGAGGCUCCUGAUCUCUCUAUUUUGAUUAUGAUCCCAAUAAUCUUUGUCAGCGCUCUUAUCGGCCUCCUCAUCGUUAUACCCGUGAUUGGAGUACUCACAAGGCACCGUGCUCACUUCAAUCCAAAGGGCGUUUCUUUAGACCCAGAAAGCAAUCCUACUGUUGGCCCAAAUGUCGACACCUACUUUAAAAUGGCAAAGCGUGUCAAAGAGGUUGAAGGUCUUGCUGGUUUUUUCAAAGGUUUCUUCCCUACUCUCAUCUCUGAGAUAUUCAUUGGCCUCCUCAUUCUCAUCCCCUUACCUUUAACAUUAUCUGCUGGCUUCCUCGGUUACUUUGCUGCUAUUGUUGGCUUAAUCUUUAUCGGCUGCGUCUCCUUACCAUUCGAAAUAUUCAUUAAGAGAGCUAUCGUUACUCCUUACAAUCUUCCUGUUCUUACUCCCCGUCAGAACAUCAGAAAGCUGGUCACUCCAAAUGAAUUGUCAAAUCCCUUCAAGAUGAUUAAUGCAACUCUCUUACAAGUUCUGGCUUUAAGAAUCCUCAUCAGCGCCGUCACCAUCCAUAUUUUGAGACCUUUCCUCUCUGUAAUCCCUCUCUUUGGCAUGGUGUCUUGGCAAGUUCUCACCGUUGCACUCAUCCUCCUCAUUAACCCACUCGACGUUCUUCAAACUAGACUUAUGGUACAGCCUUUGGGUCAACAGGAUUGGGAUGAAGAGACCAAUCAUAACAAAUACGAGGACGCAGUUGUAACUAUCAGACAACAGCCUUAUCAUGGCGUUGGUGACGCUUUGCGUGCUAUCAAAGAAGAUGAGGGCACUGGUGCUUUAGCCCGUGGCUGGUGGUUUACCCUUGUUGGUCAAUUAGCAAUCGCUUUCUCUCCAUAA